Molecule: messenger RNA, 3120 nt
Organism: Scophthalmus maximus (turbot)
Lineage: Eukaryota; Metazoa; Chordata; Actinopteri; Pleuronectiformes; Scophthalmidae
Product: ethanolamine kinase 1
Exons: 8
Coding region: 247-1341 (364 amino acids)
Biological process (GO): phosphatidylethanolamine biosynthetic process
Cellular component (GO): cytoplasm
Molecular function (GO): ethanolamine kinase activity
Source: RefSeq, a predicted model, not a curated record
CUGAGUCACUGGACACACAAGUGGACAAUGUCACCGACUUGCAGACAACACCGCUGGCUCUUGAAUUUGUUCUGACAAAGUAGACGCGAGAGCUCAGUCGUGGGUAAUAUCAGUGGCCAAUGUUGGGUUGACGUUUUUUGACAAACUGGUUUGUUUGGAAAUAAGUAGCUGGAAUUCAGAUCUGAAUGUUACUGGACAAGUUCCGGUAGUCGUUGAACGUAAACAUUUUGACCGAAUUUGCCGAAAAUGGACCAUGGAUCUUCUUGCUCUGGUAAAAGGCUGCUCCACGUCGACAUCCAUAUUGACGAGCGUGAAACUUGGAGAGGAAUCCUGGACCUUCUCAGCAGAGUCCGUCCACGUUGGAAGGCGCAGGACAUUCAGAUGAAGACAUUCACAGAGGGCCUCACCAACCAGUUGAUCGGCUGCUACGUGGGCUCUCUCCAGGGGCCCGGUUCUGUUCUGGUGCGACUGUACGGGAGAAGGACGGAGCUCUACGUGAACCGGGACGAGGAGGUGGAGAUGUUCCAGGUCUUCCACGCCCACGGCUGUGGUCCACAGAUCUACUGCACCUUCCAGAAUGGCAUCUGCUAUGAGUUUGUUAGCGGCAAAGUGCUAGAAGACGAGCUGCUCCGUCAACCCUCCAUUUACAGAUUGAUCGCAGCAGAGAUGGGGAGAAUCCACUCGAUCCAGCCAAAAUGUGGCGUGUCUGCUGAACCUCUACUCUGGACAAAAAUGUCCCACUUUCUCUCAUUGGUUCAGAGUAGUAUCAAUAACAGCCCAGCUGAGCAGCACUGCACAAAAAGCUCUUUGGCUCUGCUCGACAUGCCCAGCCCGGAGACUUUGUCAGUGGAAACGGAGUCACUGAGGAGACACCUCUCGCACAUUGGUUCCCCGAGUGUCCUCUGCCACAACGACCUUCUGACAAAAAACAUAAUAUACAACCACAAAGAAGGAGUGGUGAAAUUCAUUGACUACGAGUACGCCGGUUACAACUACCAGGCCUUCGAUAUUGGCAAUCACUUCAACGAAUUUGCCGGUGUGAAUGAUGUGAACUACAGCCUCUAUCCCAGCCGGGAGCUGCAGAGGGACUGGCUGAUGGCCUAUCUGGAGAGUUACAAGCACAGCACAGGGCGGGCGGCCACCGUCACAGAGGCAGAGGUGACACAGCUCUACAUUCAAGUCUGCAAAUUCUCCCUGGCAUCUAACUUCUUCUGGGGUAUCUGGGCCCUCCUGCAGUCACACUUCUCCUCCAUUGACUUUGACUUCCAAAGAUACGCAAUGGCGCGGCUGAACUUCUACUUUGAGAAGAAGGAGGAAUAUUUCGGAUUGACAAUGAGCUAGCCACAGAGACCAGGGGGACCAGUGGGUUUGAAAUGAGAAGCCACACUGCCUGUACUGCACGUCCACGUAAGACGAUUUUCAGUGAUGUGAACCACGUCCCUCUGUGAUGCAGGAUGAAGGUGCAGAAUGAGCCCUGUACAAAAAGUGCUUCCCCAGUGUUUGUUGUUUUGAGGCUUCAGCACGAGUUAAUAUGUUUUGCCAUCAUUCUGAUUUUCGAAAUAUUUGUUUCACCACGGUCAGUAUACCAAUGAGCCUAUCUGGCACAUUGAGACGAAGCUCACGCCAGAAACACAUUAAUCGUUCCCACAUUUAGCCGGGUCGUGGAAAGCCACACAUACUGAGCCCCGAUCAUAAAAAAACAAACAUAAGGGGGUUAUUUGCAGACUUAUUCUGUGUGUACAACAGUUCUGAUGGAAAACAAGUUUUCAUUUACUCUAUCUUUUUUUUAACUGUACCAAGUGGUGCAUUAUUUUAAAUCUGUCUCUGUGCUAAGGAAUUGGUAUGGAGCUGCGUUGUAGUUACAAAUGGGAUGUUCAUCAAGCAUGCAAUGGAUUCUAAAUUUUUCAAAUGUAUUUCAAAUGUAUUAACCAUCAUUCAAAAGCUUUUUUUUAGAAAAGGGUUUAACGAAAGUAUCUGAUUUGCAGUUAGUGUUUAUAUAAACCGUGUCCUAAGCUUAGGAGGUAGUGCAUUGUUAAGGUUCAUCUGACUGUUGUCAUGUCCUUGGAUGUUUCCAGGUCUUUAACCUUGUUAGUGUCCGAAACGUUUGCUGAGUCAUUGACACUAUGAGUGUUUGAAAAUUUCAGAUCCAUGCAUAAUGCCAGAAUAGCCAAUAUACAGUAUAUGCAAACCCUAAUAGAAUUAUGUAAUCUAGAGAUUUGCGAUAUGCCAAUGAAAAGGACCACAACACUGUAAAACAUCAUGCAGGAAUUUAGUGGGAUCAACUAGUCUUCCUUGUUAACAAUCACGUUAACAUAUAAUCUUUGUUGAUUUCAAAUUAGUCGAACAUGGUAUUAAUUUCAGAUCACUUAAGAAAUUAGAAACAUGAGAACUUACAGUCUUUGUAUGUGAAAUGAGGAGUUGAAAGGAUCAACAGCAAACAUACCUGAUGGAAACUUUUAUGUCUUCACUUCAUGCUGAGAUAAGCGAUGUCUGCUUCCUUUCAUAAUUCAUGGUAAGCACAGUGAAGGUACAGUACCUUGUAAAUUCAGCCUAUAUACCCAAGUAUAUUUCAUAUCUAAUAGAGCACGGGGAGCAGCCUGGCAUGUCUCAGUGGCUCCAACACGAGCCACAGCUGGACCUUUUUCAUGACAUUCCUAUGGUACAAGGUCGAUAGUAACAGUCAGAAUAACAGCAGACGCAAACAAACACAUCAUUACUCCAAAAAAAAAAACUUAGCCAACAUAAAACACACACACACACACACACACACACACACACACACGCAUAUACAUAUACACACACACACAAAGAAGCAUACCACCAGCAGGGUAUUGAUCAGCUGAUGUCGAUGUACUGCAAACACCAUGGGACUUGUGUUGUCGCUGUAUACAAUGCUCUGUUUGUUACUGAAAGGCAUAUGCUAGUGAUAAGGUCAUAUAUAUCUUUUAGAAUGAAAUGGUCGCAAAGUGAAGCAAUUCCUAUGACCUGACGGCAGGGGCAACAUGUCCACAUGUACUGUAGCAUCGACAUCAACACCAAGUGUGUGUUUGAUAUGUGUACCAGCCUGCGUGCGGUGAAAGAAAAGAAUUUCUGAAAUAAAAUGUCAUCUCUCGUGCCUCC